AUGUGCGAAACUGCUAAAGAGGUUUGGGACAUUCUCGAAACAACACAUGAGGGAACUAAAAUAGUAAAAAACUCAAAACUGCAAAUGCUAGCUUCUAGGUUUGAAGAAGUGAGAAUGAAAGAUGAUGAAACUUUUGAUGAGUUUUACGCUAAGCUAAAUGACAUAGUUAACUCGAGUUUCAACCUAGGUGAGAGAAUUCCCGAGACCAAGAUAGUGAGAAAGGUACUUAGAUCCCUACCUGAGAGAUUUAGGCCUAAAGUCACUGCUAUUGAGGAGAGUAAGGACCUAGAUGAAAUUAAGAUCGAAGAAUUGGUAGGAUCCUUGCAAACCUAUGAACUUACUCUCUCACAACACAAGAAAGGAAAAUCCAUAGCCCUAAAAUCCAAUAAAGAAGGUGAAUUGUCUGACACUGAGUCACUUAGGGAUGAGGAAAUCGCAUACUUUGUCAAGAAAUUCCAAAAAGUCCUCAACAAUAGGAGAAAGCCUCAAGAUAGAAAGAAUGGAGCCCCUAGCAGAUUCACAAAAGAUAAAAUUGAGAAAGAUAACAAUAAGGGGUCUAGUGAGAAGCCACGCUUGGUUAGAUGUCAUGAGUGUCAAGGAAUAGGUCACUAUCGGAAUGAAUGUCCGAGCUAUAAGAAAAAUCAAAGAAAAGGGAAAGGCAAGGCCUUAGUUGUCUUACUUACUGAUAAUGAAUCUGAGACCAGUGAUAGGCAGGAAUCCUCCAGUAGUGAUGAUGAAGGAAAUUAUAUGGCAUUUGUGGCUACUGUUAAGAGUGAGUCUGAUAAGAAAAGUGAUAAGGUGGAGGAAGAGCAAUCAAAUGAUAAUUCUGUUAAUGAAAAUGAGGAUAAGGAUAACAUAGACCUACAAGAAGCAUAUCAACAACUGUUUAAAGAAAGUCUUAAGAUAAAGAAGGUCAAUAAAUCCCUACUUAAAAAGCUUGACGAACUUGAAAGGGAAAAAGAGAAACUGGGUGGUAAGCUUCAGGAGUCACUUAAGAGCGGUAGUGAGUUGAAGUGUGUCAAUGAGAAAUUGGAAGACAAGGUUAAGAGUUUGACUAGUGAAUUGGAAAAAUCUAAUGCCCAUCUUCAGACAUUCAUUAGUGGAAACAAGAAAUUAGAUAACCUAUUGGGAAUGAAUAAGCCAGUGGGAGACAAGAGAGGUCUAGGAUAUGUUGAGGGUAAUACAACUAUUGCUGGACCAUCUAGGACUGUCUUCGUGGCUGCCUCUAAGUUUAAUACGGUUAGGAGUCCAAGUAAGGGUAAGAGCAUUCCUAGGGAACAAAGUCAUCAAUCACGUAGGAACAUUAGGACCAGGUACCCUCAGACACGUACUUUUGAGCCUAGGUUUAUUCCCACCUGCCACCACUGUGGUGCUCUAGGACACACUAGGCCUAAAUCCUAG
Molecule: messenger RNA, 1401 nt
Organism: Olea europaea var. sylvestris
Lineage: Eukaryota; Viridiplantae; Streptophyta; Magnoliopsida; Lamiales; Oleaceae
Exons: 1
Coding region: 1-1401 (466 amino acids)
Molecular function (GO): nucleic acid binding; zinc ion binding
Source: RefSeq, a predicted model, not a curated record